AUGGCGCCCAGCGCCGUCUCACCUAAACCUGCGGUUUCAAAGUCCGCUAGCCAUGCUCUCUCCUCACUUACGAACACCUUUGACGAUACACUCCGCUUCUACCUCAAUGGCACACGCGUUGUGCUCGAUAACUUCGAUCCCGAAAUCACACUCCUCGAAUACCUUCGAGGCAUCGGCCUGACGGGGACAAAAUUGGGAUGUGCCGAGGGAGGUUGCGGAGCUUGUACGGUCGUCGUCUCUCAAUACAAUCCAACAACGAAGAAGAUUUACCACGCGAGUGUAAACGCCUGCCUGGCACCGCUUGAGCGAAUUGCUAGAUACAAUGGCAGUCAGUGUGGCUUUUGCACGCCUGGCAUAGUCAUGAGCUUGUAUGCCCUACUCCGAAAUGAUUCAAACCCAUCCGAGCACGAUGUGGAAGAGGCUUUCGACGGUAACCUUUGCAGAUGUACCGGGUAUAGGCCUAUACUUGAUGCGGCGCAAACAUUCAGUGCUGGGAUGUCUUGUGGUAAAGCUAAAGUUAAUGGUGGCGGUGGAUGCUGUAUGGAAAAUGGCGAUAAAUCUGGGGGCUGCUGCAAGGGCAAGGACAAUGACGACCAACCGAUCAAACGCUUCACGCCACCAGGCUUCAUCCAGUACAAUCCAGAUACUGAGUUGAUAUUUCCCCCUGCACUAACCAAACACGAGUUUAAACCUCUGGCUUUCGGCAACAAGAGGAAAAAGUGGUAUCGGCCCGUCACAUUGAAGCAGCUUCUGGAAAUUAAGAGUGUCUAUCCGUCUGCCAAAAUAAUUGGAGGGAGCUCAGAGACUCAAAUUGAAGUCAAGUUCAAAGGCCUUCAAUAUACUGCCUCGGUCUUUGUAGGCGAUAUCGCAGAGUUACGGCAGUUUUCAUUCAAGGAGGAUCACCUAGAAAUUGGCGGAAACGUCAUCCUUACAGACCUCGAGUCGAUUGCUCUCAAAGCUGUUGAGCACUAUGGUCCUGCGAAGGGUCAAGUUUUUGCAGCUGUUCAUAAGCAGCUCAAGUACUUUGCCGGCCGACAGAUACGUAAUCAAGGGACGCCAGCAGGAAAUAUUGCUACGGCAAGCCCGAUUUCUGACCUAAACCCAGUCUUCGUUGCCGCAAAUGCUAUACUGGUGGCAAAGUCAUUAGACGAAGAGAUAGAAAUCCCGAUGUCUCAAUUUUUCAAGGGCUAUCGAUUGACUGCUCUUCCGCCGGAUGCUGUAAUUGCCAGCAUUCGUAUUCCAGUUACGAAAGAGAAAGGGGAGUACUUCCAGGCUUACAAGCAAUCGAAACGAAAAGACGACGACAUUGCUAUUGUAAAUGCGGCUCUUCGGAUCUCGCUCAGUGAUUCCAACGUGGUUGAGAGUGCAGACUUAGUCUACGGAGGCAUGGCUCCAACAACAGUAGCUGCGAAGACUGCUGGAGCGUACCUCAAAGGCAAAAAGCUUACAGAUCCAGCAACACUUGAAGGCACUAUGAAUGCAUUAGAGCAGGACUUUUCUCUUUCCUUUUCUGUACCAGGAGGAAUGGCUACAUACAGAAAGUCAUUAGCCCUUGGUUUCUUUUAUCGCUUUUACCACGAGGUCCUCUCAAAGCUUGAAGUCAAUGACGUCGAGGUGGACGAGGAAGUCAUUGCUGAAAUUGAGAGGAUGAUCUCCACUGGCAAGGAAGACAAGGAUUCAACCAUUGCUUACAAGCAGAAUGUCCUUGGCCACGCCAAUAAUCACGUUGCUGCGUUGAAGCAAACUACUGGAGAAGCGCAGUACACUGAUGAUAUACCUGUUCAGAAGAAUGAGCUCUAUGGGUGUCUAGUUCUCUCAUCAAAAGCACGGGCUAAGAUAAUUUCCAUUGACUACUCUCCCGCCAUGGAAUUACCAGGCGUAGUUGAAUGGCUCGAUCACACGGACAUGCCUUCACCAGAGGCAAAUUGGUGGGGAGCUCCAGUGCGUGACGAGACGUUCUUUGCCGUCAACGAAGUCUUCACAACCGGACAGCCUAUUGGCGUUAUUUUAGCUGAUAGUGCGGCACAUGCUGCUCUUGGAGCACGAGCAGUCAAAGUAGACUAUGAGGAAUUACCUGCUAUCUUCACCAUGGAGGAAGCAAUUGAAAAGGAGAGUUUCUUCGAGCAUUUCCGAUACAUCAAUAAAGGUGAUGUGGAAGGAGCUUUCAAGGAUUCCGACCAUGUCUUCUCAGGAGUUACUAGAAUGGCAGGACAAGAGCAUUUCUAUCUCGAGACCAAUGCCUGCGUGGCCGUGCCUAAACCAGAAGAUGGAGAGAUGGAAGUCUUUGCGAGCACUCAGAACCCGACUGAGACCCAAACAUACGUUGCACAAGUAUGCAAUGUUGCCGCGAAUAAGGUCGUCAGUCGUGUAAAAAGGCUUGGCGGGGGGUUCGGGGGAAAAGAAACCCGGUCAAUUCAGUUGACUGGUAUCUGCGCUCUUGCAGCAAAAAAGACUGGGCGUCCUGUUCGAUGUAUGUUGAAUAGGGACGAAGAUAUGGUAACGUCCGGCCAACGACAUCCAUUCCUUGCACACUGGAAAGUUGGCGUCAACAAAGACGGAAAGAUACAAGCUCUCGAUGCAGACGUAUUUUGCAAUGCAGGCUGGUCACAAGAUCUUAGCGCUGCAGUUGUUGAUAGAGCUCUGUCUCAUAUUGAUGGUUGCUAUCUCAUCCCAAAUGUUUCUGUUCGGGGCCGUUGUUGCAAAACCAACACAAUGUCAAACACAGCUUUCCGCGGAUUCGGUGGACCUCAAGGCAUGUUUAUUUCCGAGUCUUACAUGGAGGAAAUCGCGGAUCGUCUCUCCAUACCGGUCGAGACUCUAAGAGAGAUCAACUUCUACAAACCUAACGAGGAGACCCAUUUUAAUCAGAGCUUGAAGGAUUGGCACGUUCCGCUCAUGUAUUCGCAAGUGAUAGAAGAGACUAAUUACGUUGAGCGACGAGAAGGGGUUACAAAGUUCAACGCCACCCACAAAUGGAAGAAGCGUGGUCUCAGCAUCAUUCCUUCCAAAUUCGGAAUAAGUUUCACCGCUUUGUUUCUGAAUCAGGCAGGAGCCUUGGUCCAUGUUUAUCACGAUGGCUCAGUCCUGGUCGCUCAUGGUGGUACGGAAAUGGGACAAGGUCUUCAUACCAAAAUGAUGACGAUAGCUGCUGAAGCGUUGGGUGUCCCCCUUUCAGACAUUCAUAUCUCUGAGACUGCUACCAAUACCGUGGCAAAUACCUCAUCCACAGCUGCAUCUGCCUCUUCUGAUUUGAACGGUUAUGCAAUCUUUAACGCGUGUGCCCAAAUCAAUGAACGAUUGGCACCUUACAGAGAAAAAUUCGGCGCUGACGCUCCCUUGAAAAAGCUUGCCAGCAGUGCAUACUUUGACCGUGUCAAUCUCUCUGCAAAUGGUUUCUACAAAACACCAGACAUUGGCUAUGUGUGGGGUCCUAAUACAGGUCAGAUGUUCUUUUACUUUACGCAGGGAGUCUCGUGCGCGGAAGUGGAGGUGGAUACAUUGACGGGAGACUGGACAUGCCUGCGUGCGGACAUCAAGAUGGAUGUCGGCCGCUCGAUCAACCCUUCCAUCGACUAUGGGCAAAUUGAAGGAGCCUUCGUGCAGGGCAUGGGUCUGUUCACCAUGGAAGAGAGUUUAUGGAUGCGUGGGGGACCUCAAAAGGGAGGGCUCUUCACAAAAGGACCGGGCUCGUACAAGAUCCCCGGCUUCCGCGACAUCCCACAAGAAUUCAACGCCUCGCUGCUCAAGGAUGUGCAAUGGGAGAACCUGCGUACUAUUCAACGAUCAAGAGGCGUAGGAGAGCCGCCAUUGUUUCUGGGCAGUGUGGUUUUCUUCGCGAUCAGGGAUGCGCUGAAGGCGGCCAGGAAGCAGUAUGGAGUGCAGGCUACGAUUGGGGAGAAUGUCAAGGAUGAUGGACUGUUGAGGUUGGAGAGUCCGGCGACGGUGGAGAGGAUUAGGACAAGUUGUGUGGAUCCUAUUGUAAAGAGGGCGUUUGUCAAGCCGAAGAAGGGGGAAAAGAGCUUUUUUAUCUCGAUAUGA
Molecule: messenger RNA, 4038 nt
Organism: Lachnellula hyalina
Lineage: Eukaryota; Fungi; Ascomycota; Leotiomycetes; Helotiales; Lachnaceae
Gene: hxA
Product: Xanthine dehydrogenase
Exons: 4
Coding region: 1-4038 (1345 amino acids)
Molecular function (GO): iron ion binding; FAD binding; oxidoreductase activity
Source: RefSeq, a predicted model, not a curated record